This is a messenger RNA of Tricharina praecox, 2076 nucleotides long. RefSeq lists its product as uncharacterized. Lineage: Eukaryota; Fungi; Ascomycota; Pezizomycetes; Pezizales; Pyronemataceae. The coding region runs from base 1 to 2076 and encodes 691 amino acids. The transcript is spliced from 5 exons. The record is from RefSeq and is a predicted model, not a curated record.
AUGUCCAGCUAUUUCCCGCCGACAGUUUACGAGCGCCUGCCCGACUACGGCGAUAGUCCCGUCGGGGAGGGCAUCCCACUCUACGCGCAGAGUCCACAGAGCAUGCAGACUCCGCAAAGCCUGCGGAAUCCACAGAGCGCGCAGCGGCAGCGACAGGGCUCGUCGUUCUCGAGCACGGCGCCCACCUACUACGACCACGAGGCGCUUCUGGAGCAGCCGACGCAGUACUCGCCGCACUCGCCGCCAACCCCGCAAACGCCGUUCCCGCACCCCACGCACCGCGAGUCGGCAAUAUACCUGCCGCCAGCCAAGAACCAGCUGCGGCACCAGUACCGGCGGAUAAAACAGUUCCGGCGGAUUUCGCUGCGGAUCCUGGCCCGCUGGCUGCUGAGCUGUGUGUUGGCCGCCGCCACUACCGGCCUCUUCAUGCAGUACCAGCAUAAGGGCGUGCUGAAUGGCACCGAGAAACAUGUCUUCAAUGCCCUCUAUCUGGGCGUGUCGUUGAUGUAUGGUUUGAACCUCGUGGCGAGCUUUAAGAGUAUGGCUCUCAUCUUUAGGUGGAAGGUGUUAGCUAGUACGGCGUACGGUGGACAUUCGGCCAAGGAGCUGGAUCUCAUCCUGGGCAUGUCGAGUUACGGCACGGCGACGAGGCUGUUGAAACAUUGGCGUGGGAAGCCAAAGUAUUUCAUAUUUAUGGCAAGCUGGAUCCUCCUGGGAAUAACGGCGCAAGUGGGGCUCGCAGCACUCGGUCUCACCUUCAACCACGACAACGAAGGCGCGCAGAGAAUCGUGCCCGGACUCGUCAACUCCACCAAGCUGAACUUUUACCAGUCACAGGACCCGAACGAGUGGCCAAUGUAUUUCGCACAGAAUUAUGUAGCGCAUCUGUAUGGAGACACAUCCAUCAACCUUCUAGAUCGGAACGAAGGAGAGAAAUUGCGUGACGACCAGGAUUACAAUUCCAUCGACCUCGUCUACGUCAAUGCUACGAAUGAAUUCAAGUACUACUUCGAGGAAUCAGCAUACAAUCCCCAAGGCCGGGAUAGGAUGGCUAAGUCCAAACGGUUCGUUACGAUAGCCACGAAGUGCAAAUGGAGUCCUAUCGUCACCGGGCAGUUGGGCGACGGCGUUGACUUCAUAGCCGUCGAUACCGACGGCGACGGUACCAGCAAAAACCUAACGGAACACCCGUGGGUACAGGGAGAAAGCGGGCAAUCAACCACGCUCUACGGCAACCCCAGCCUCGGCGCGAACGCCACCGAAUUGCAAGACCUCAGGGACGGGGGUACUAACAUCGCCGACCAACCCAGCUGCGGCCCUCGCUGCGGCAUAACCUAUGUCUACCGCUUCAUACGCUCGGAAGAAAUAUCCGACGACGUAGACGCGCCCUACCCCAACGGCGACUUCUUCAACUGUUCCACGACCAUCUCGCAAGUGCACGGCGCCAUCAUUCCGCAACACAUGAUGUCGGACCAGCUCGCGCGGAACGCCGCCGCGGCCAUCGGCUCCAACGUGAUCUGGAAGUGGACAGAGGACUACACGUUCCAGAGCGCCACAUACAACAGCGCCUCACGCUGGGACAACUGGCAGGGUCGCACUGGCGCCGCGGCCACAAACGUCGCGGAAUACAACAUUGCGCGCUUCGCCACGGGCAGUCUCGCGAUAUUGGACGAAUCCAACCGCAAGAUAGAAAUGCCCGGGAUGCGCCCCGAGGAGGGCGUCGUCCUCAGCGUAAAGUGGAUCUAUGUCUGGCUCACGUGGGGACUGCUCCUGGGCACGCAGUUUGUCGUCGGCGUUGUCACCGUGGUUAAGGGGAACACGGUCUUCUGCAAAGACGAGUCGUUCCUUAGCACUGCAAGGCUGCUACGCCCGCUCGUGGAUCGCCUCGGCGAUAAUGGCUCCUCCGCUGAUGGCGCCGAGAUCGCGGAAAUGUUUGGGAAUACUCAUAUGCGCUACGGCGUAAGGAGGGAUACGGGGAUGAAUAGGCUGGAUAUCUUGAUGGACUCGCCGGCUGAUGGAAAGGAGGGACAUGGAGGCGUGAAUGGGGUCGGCUGGCCGAGGGGUUAUUACGAGUAG